Messenger RNA from Solanum stenotomum, 1494 nucleotides. RefSeq names its product mediator of RNA polymerase II transcription subunit 15a-like. Gene Ontology annotation, molecular function: chromatin DNA binding; transcription coactivator activity. The record is from RefSeq and is a predicted model, not a curated record. The coding region runs from base 25 to 1194 and encodes 389 amino acids. Lineage: Eukaryota; Viridiplantae; Streptophyta; Magnoliopsida; Solanales; Solanaceae. The transcript is spliced from 6 exons.
GGAAGAAAAAGUUGAUCAGUUGAGAUGGAUACUCACGGUAGUCAAGGUAUCGACCCAGCCGUGGUUCCCGCCGGAGAAGCCGCCGGAGCAUUUUUAGAUUUUGCAACUCAGACGGGACAUGCAGAUGGAGCUGAUUGGCAAGAAGAGGUUUACCAACAGAUCAAGUCUAUGAAGGAGAAGUAUUUAUCAGAUAUCCAUGAUGAAUACCAGAAUAUUGCUUCUAAAGUGCAGCAGCAUGAUUCUCUAUCUCCAAAUGAGAACAUUGAAAAGCUCAAGAUGUUCAAGACGAAGUUGGAACACAUUAUGGUUUUCUUGGGCCUUAACAAGCAUGAUAUUCUGGUUACUCACAAGGAGAAACUGCUUUGGGUUGAGAAACUCAUAAGUUUCUUUCUUAGUUCCUAUAGGCCGCGCAAGCGUUCUUUUUCUCUACUGCAGGGGCAACUUCCUCAGUCUUCCAUACAGCUUCAGCAACUACAAUCUCUUGAUGGUCAAACCAAUCCACUGAUGCAACCCGUACAUGGUUCCAUGGCGGCAAUGCAACAGAAUAACCUCACCAACCUGCAACAUAUUUCCUUGUCAGGCAUAUCGACAAUUUACAACUCCCAGCAAGACAGAAUAAUCUCACCAGCUACUGGCUUUUCUCAACAGAAUCCUGUCAACAGUCCUCAAGAAGUAAACAUAAGCUCAUUAAGUUCACAAAGUGGAAUGCACCCAGUGCAGGCAAACCUCGGUUCCCUAUGGCAAAAUUCAAGCGUCCUGCAACAGUCACUUCUUAAAUUGCACGAGCAGCAAAUGUUGCAGGACCAGCAAUUAAGACAGAUGUAUCAGCAGCAGCAAGUUUUUCAUAGCCAGCAGUUAAUGCAACAUCAGCAACUUUUUCAUAGACAUCAGUUAAUGCAACAACUGUUAAGGCAACUGCAACAGCAGACUGUGCAAUUGCCAGCCCACAAGAUGUCACAGCUUCACCAGCUGACUGAUGUUAAUGACCUAACGAUGAGGCAGCAAAUGGGAAUGAAAACAGGAGUUUUACAGCAACAGCAGUCAGUUGGCCAGUGUGUUGGAUUUCAUCAUCCACAAGUGAAGUCAGAAAUAUCUUCACCUCAAGCCUAUCAGGCAGUAUCUCCUCAGAGACAAAACCUACCUGCUGUGGAUGAAAGCAAGAACGUUGCAAAUGUGCCUUGGAAUUUCCAAUGAAGCUAGUCCCAAUGAAUGAGGUACCUGAAGCACUCAUGAGGUUUCAUAAGUCAUAGGCUCUUCAAGAGCACAUUCACUCUUUAGUAUGAUCAUUUUCCCUUUUCCCUUUCUAUGGAUUAUUUCAAUUGAAACCGCCUCGUCUAUCAUGUUUCAUGUAUGCCAUAGACUCUGUCCUUCUGGGACAUUUAAUAGGAGCAUUUGCAACUGAGAUAUGGGAUUAAUUUUGGGUUAGCAAAUGCUUAAAGCAUUUGACUUGAAUGGUCUUUUGAAUGAAUAUCGUACUGAUGAUAAAUAUUUGUU